ACUUCCGCAGAGUCUCUCGAGACGCGGAGUAGAUUGGUUUCCGGCCCCGGGUGGGCGCGGACUUGGUUCAGUGCGCGCUCCGGAGCGGUGUCCCGGGAGCGCGGUCCUGCGGGCCGCUUGCGCGGGGAUCCGGGGGGACUGCGGCCGCGCGAGGAGAGCUCCAAUCCGGGUGCCGGGCAAGUGCAAGGCCAUGAACGGCACGGCGAACCCGCUGCUGGACCGGGAGGAACACUGUCUGCGGCUAGGGGAAAGCUUCGAGAAGCGGCCGCGGGCCUCCUUCCACACGAUUCGCUACGAUUUUAAGCCAGCAUCAAUAGACACUUCCUGUGAAGGAGAACUCCAGGUUGGCAAAGGAGAUGAAGUCACCAUUACGCUGCCACACAUCCCUGGGUCCACGCCGCCAAUGACGGUGUUCAAAGGGAACAAGCGGCCCUAUCAGAAAGACUGUGUGCUCAUUAUUAACCACGACACUGGAGAGUAUGUGCUGGAGAAGCUGAGCAGCAGCAUUCAGGUCAAGAAGACAAGAGCUGAGGGAAGCAGUAAAAUCCAAGCUCGAAUGGAGCAGCAGCCCGCUCGUCCCCCACAGCCGUCACAGCCACCCCCUCCACCUCCACCCAUGCCGUUCCGAGCCCCAACGAAGCCUCCAGCUGGACCCAAAACUUCUCCCCUGAAGGAUAACCCCUCACCUGAGCCCCAGUUGGAUGACAUCAAAAGAGAGCUGAGGGCCGAGGUGGACAUUAUUGAGCAGAUGAGCAGCAGCAGUGGGAGCAGCUCCUCCGACUCUGAGAGCUCCUCGGGAAGUGACGACGACAGCUCCAGCAGCGCAGGCGAAGACAAUGGCCCAGCCUCGCCUCCCCAGCCCUCACACCAGCAGCCCUACAACAGCAGGCCUGCGGUGGCCAAUGGAACCAGCCGGCCCCAAGGAAGCUCUCAGCUCAUGAACACGCUCAGAAAUGACCUGCAGCUAAGUGAGUCUGGCAGUGACAGUGAUGACUAGCACCAGGCUUUUCAAAUCUGCUUUCUGGAACUCAAACAUGCUACAAGACCCAGCUCCAUCUGCCAGGACCACAUGUCACAGGAGGAUGUUGCAGAUCAGAGCCAAUAGGAGUUAAGGCCUAGAAGCACUCAGAUACUCAGUCUUUAACUUGGUGGUGGUGGGUGAUUUUCUCAUGUAAUUUUUGAACAAUCUCUUGAUUCACAGUUUAAGUAUAUCUAUAGGAGAACUAACAGAAAUCUCUUUUAUUUGGUUAACAUUGUUAAUGAAAAGCAGACCAGUGUACCCUGGUCUAGGAUACUCAAAAUCCAUAUCUUCAUAGGUCAGUGAUUGAGCAGCUCAGCUUGCCUGGGUGGUCUCUAUCAGUAAAAUACAAGUCUUUUAAGGGCAUGGAAAGAAAAGAGAUCUUCAAAUUGUGUCAUAGAAAUACAUUAAGACCACUUUACAGUGUUGAUACUAAGUGGUAAGGAAGUUUGUGACCUAGUUUGACCAGACCAUAGAAGUUGACCUUGGCAGAGUCUUUGGGUCAGUUGUGUGUGUGUGUGCUCGAGAUCCAAUAGCUCAGUCCAGCACAGCUAGGAAAAUGGACGCACACAGCAGGGAACUGCCAGUCACUGUCCCUGGGCAAGCUUGCUCACGAAUUCCUCUUUUUGAAUUACACUUGCUGGCUUCAGAUUCUCUGGCCUGGAACUUUCUAUUGGAUUCUGAAAAAACAAAAGCAUUGCUGGCAUUCAGCUUGGGUUCAGACUCGGGCAGUUCCAGCUGUGUGUGCGCGUUCAGCUCAUCUGAGGUGUUUGCUUUUGUGCAGAUCCAUCCCUAGGUUCUUCAUUCCCAGGAUGUUAGCAGAGGGUAGAAAUCAGAGGGAUGUGGUGAAGAACUUCUGAGCACAUUAGCCAGCAGCAAGGCUCCACAGGUGAGAAUCCAGACAGGAGUUGGGCAGUAUGGAACAGUCUUUAGAAGCUGUUUGCUUUGUGCUGCUGUUGGUGCCUGACUCCCAGUCUCGUGGGUUAUUUUUAUAGAAGAGAAUCACAAGAUUGCCUUUUGCUGUGUGCCAUUUCCAAAUAAAUGUUCUUGCUGGAAACUGGUCACUAGUCAGGGUUGCACAUUGAGGAAGUAUGUGGUGACUUAUGUGUCUGCCCAUCUCUGUGGUCUGAAUGAAUAUAUCCUAGGAAAUCCCUGUCUUUCUGCUUUAAGACAUUAACAAUGCUGUUCUUUCCUCCUGCAUAGUGGAGGAAGGUGGUCUGGACCUGGUGGGGCCGUAGGUCAUAUAGAUUAGCUUUAUGGUCGACACACCAUACAGAUCAGCUGAUCCACUCAGAGACUGAAGUGAACUGAGAUGGGUGGGGCCAUUGCCCAGCAGCACACCUACACGUCUCAGCACAAGCUCAGAUGCAGAGUGUGCACCCAUACCCUCUGCUCAGUCUCAGCCCACUGGGAGAUGCUCUAUGGAUCCAUGGCAGGUGGAACCUAUUUAAAGCAAACUGAUAAUUGCUUUAUAAUUCUUUGGUAAUGCUGGGUGUGGUGCCGCACGCCUUUAAUCCCAGCACUCGGGAGGCAGAGGCAGGUGGAUUUCUGAGUUCCAGGACAGCCAGGGCCAUACAGAGAAACCCUGCCUCGAAAAACCAAAAAACAAACAAACCAACCAACCCUCUUUGGUAAUGACAGCUCAGGGAAGGUGAGGGUUGUGACUGGGUGACUUGAGUUGUCACCAGAUGUGGGCAUUGAACUGUUUUUACUGCUCUUCGCUGUUCAGACUGUGGCAGGCUCCAGGAACUUGAACUAAAAAUGCCUAUUUAAGUCUCCCCUUGCCCCGCUUUUCUCCAAAAGCCUUGGUUUGUGUAGACAGAGCUGUGGUGUUGGCAUUCCAGUUGGGGACUGUUGCCAUAGGAAGUACUUGCAUGUGGCACUGGGCUUGAUAAAUUGAGCUUUCUGUGCCUCAGACGAUCUAGUCACCCGGCUUACCCAGCACCACAGGUCCUUCUGUAGAUGGCUCCAGGUUUUGCUCUCUGCACAAAUCCUCCGGUGAUUCUUUCUGCUUCCCCCACUAGAGUAAGAAAGCUAUUUUUGGAAAUCCAGAAUGUAGCCUCCCAGAUGGCUUCUCAGGGGUAUCCUUGUGCCAACCAAAGGACUCCUUCCUGUCGCUGUGCCUUUGCUGUCCCCUCCUCUUCACCCACUCUAAACCUCUCUCCAGAGCGCCUAUUUCACAAGCUCUUCAUUUCUUUCAACCUAUGGGUAAGCCCUGGUAUAUAUACAAACUACCAUUCUACCUGGUCUUGGUUAGUAUUAGUGCCUCAAAAGCAGGGGCUGUCAUCACGGAACUAGACAUGCAGGUGCUCCUACUCUGGUUGGGAAAGAGAUGGAGACAACUACUAGUGAAGGGUGGAGGGUAAACUGAAACAUUCCAGGCAUUGAGACAAAGCUGGAAAUCUGUACGCAGUGCCCAUGCAGGUCUCUACCGAAUCUGUCAAUGACCUUUUUUUAAUUUGCUCUAUGCAAUGUUCACUUGGGCAAGGUGGAAGGACUAAUUCUACAGAGAUGCCAUGGCAAUCUUUGAAAACCAUUGGGAAAAUGCAAUACAGAUAAACUAGAGAUUCGUAUAAUGCCACGUGUUAGCUUGUUUCUGUAGCAGAAUAACUCUCUGCGGUGACGUGCUGGAGUGAGAGGGAAACUUGAAAAUUCCAAAGUCCUUCCCUCUUUUGAGAGACUGGUUGUGUGUGUGAUAUUUAUUAAUUAUUUUAAGAGAGAAUUGUUUUGUAGAUAGAUAUGUAUUAAGAACAGCCAAACUGGAUCUUUCCACUUGGCAAGGAACAGAAACUUUUUGAAACUCAGGCCUUAACCAGUAGCUUGGAAGACCAACUCAAGUGUUAGGAACUGUGUGUUUUUGUUUCCUGUUAUUUCUGUCUUAGAUUCUUUGUGUCCUUUAAUGAUAUUUAAAAUCUUGUGCCUAAAAAUUUAUUUUGCUUAAUUCUGAUGUAGACAUGCAUGUUUACAUUUAUAUAAAAUAUUUUCUGUAUAGUUUACUCUCUUUCAAGAUGAAUAUAUUUAAAUAAAAAUGAAGGUCAGCAAUAUAUUUAAUGUCUUGUUUUAUUUUAAACUGACAUCUAUGUGAAAUAGAGUUAAGAAUCCUUUAUGUGGCUCUUUAAGCUUUCGCCUUUCUUACUCCCAUCUCUAGCCCUCCUUCUCUCUCUCCCUCUUUCUACCUCUCUUUUUCUCCCUGCCAUUCUACAAUAAAGCUCUAAAACCA
Molecule: messenger RNA, 4238 nt
Organism: Mus musculus (house mouse)
Lineage: Eukaryota; Metazoa; Chordata; Mammalia; Rodentia; Muridae
Gene: Eaf1
Product: ELL associated factor 1
Exons: 6
Coding region: 191-997 (268 amino acids)
Biological process (GO): transcription elongation by RNA polymerase II; regulation of transcription elongation by RNA polymerase II
Cellular component (GO): nuclear speck; nuclear body; transcription elongation factor complex
Molecular function (GO): transcription elongation factor activity
Source: RefSeq, marked validated